Molecule: messenger RNA, 1580 nt
Organism: Teleopsis dalmanni
Lineage: Eukaryota; Metazoa; Arthropoda; Insecta; Diptera; Diopsidae
Product: cyclin-K-like
Exons: 1
Coding region: 90-1454 (454 amino acids)
Biological process (GO): positive regulation of DNA-templated transcription, elongation; regulation of transcription by RNA polymerase II
Cellular component (GO): cyclin/CDK positive transcription elongation factor complex; nucleus
Molecular function (GO): cyclin-dependent protein serine/threonine kinase activator activity
Source: RefSeq, a predicted model, not a curated record
ACGAUAUUUUUUCUUUUUAAGUUAAAAAAAUUUCCAAAAAUAAACGUAUUACUCGUAAAUAUAUAAUCUUUGAGCAAAUAAGUAAACCAAUGCCUUGCUGGUAUUAUACGAAGAAGGAACUGCGUGAAACGCCGUCACUAAGAGAUGGCAUUCCGCCUGAAACGGAGCAGCGUUACAGAAAGGAAGGAGUCCGUUUCAUUAUGACAUGUGGUACAAAUAUGGGGUUGGGGCAUAAUACAAUGGCUACAGGAGUCGUUUAUUUUCAUCGUUUUUAUAGAUUUCGAUCUUUUAAAAGUUUUCCACGUUAUCUUACUGCUUGUUGCUGCUUAUUCCUUGCUGGUAAAGUUGAGGAGACACCGAAGAAAUGUAGGGAUAUAAUAAAAACAGCCAGAUCAUUGCUUUCUGACAGUCUUUUUUAUUCAUUUGGAGAUGAUCCUAAGGAAGAGGUGAUGACGUUAGAACGCAUUUUGUUGCAGACAAUUAAAUUCGAUUUACAAGUCGAACAUCCAUACAGUUUUUUAUUAAAAUAUGCCAAAUGUUUGAAAGGUGACCCACAACGACUACAGAAGAUGGUACAGAUGGCAUGGAAUUUUGUUAAUGAUUCUUUAAGUACAGUUGUAUGCCUGCAAUGGGAACCCGAAAUAAUUGCUGUAGCUCUCAUACAUUUAGCAAGUAAGUUAAGCAAAAUUACCAUUGCGGACUGGGUUGGCAGAACUGCAGAACAUCAACGAUGGUGGGACAUGUUUGUAUCUGAUGUAACAAUGGAGAUACUUGAAGAUAUAUGUCAUCAAGUGUUGGAUUUAUAUCAAUCAAAUCAGAAGAUUGUUAAUUUUGAUUCUAGUAGUCCGCCGCAGAAACCACCUAGUCGUGCAGAUAGUCCAGAUCAUAAAAGUUUACAAAACGGGCAGACGACCAUUAAUGCUACUAAAACAAAAAUGCUGACAAAUAAAACGAAUGACCAACAUGUGGUAAAUGCAGUUACAAGUAAUACUAGCGCUGAAAUAAAUAACAUUCAAACAAUUACAUCGCUAGCGAAUUCAAACUCAAUGUCUACAGAAUCACUAUCUGCUCCAGCGCCUAUUGCGACCUACCACUUAUAUCCCCCACCACCUCCACCACCGCCUCCACAAAUUCAUACAUUGCUGACUAAUGCUGUCUCUCCUCCACCACCUCCUCAGUCAGAGUAUGCAACAGGUAAUACUGCUUCAACAAGUAACGUAUCAAAUUUCGCAUCUUUACCACUUCCUUUACCAACACCACCAUAUGUAAUGGCACCGAACAAUAAUUGGGCACCUUCGCUAGCCAAUGCGCAUUAUGCCAGAGUACCACCACCAAUUCACAGACCUACAGGUCCUAUGCCUCAUGUCAAUAAUCGAGUUCCACCGCCAAUGCCUCCUAAUGCCAGUAGUGGAUUCUUUCAAGGAUCAAAUUUUGGACGUCAACCACGUUACUAGCAUUAUCGCGACACCACAUUCAAGUAAUAUAUAUACUAUAUAUAUGUAUACUAAGUUUUGAAUAUAUAGUACGUUAACAAGUUUAAUUUCAAGAUAUUAACUUUUAAAUAAAGGUUGUAAAACUAA